UUGGCUUUGCUGUGUUUGUCCUCGUUGUGCCGAUCCAAAUGAAAGUUGCACAGGUGAUGACUAGGCAAAGGAAAAAUAUCCUCGGCUGCUCGGAUCAACGUCUCAAGCAGUCCAACGAGCUCCUCCAAGGGAUCAAACUGCUCAAGCUUUACGCCUGGGAGUUUCUGUACUGCAACUCCAUCGAGGACGUCCGCAAAAAGGAGCUGGCUGUCCUCAGGAAGAUUAACUUUGCCCUUGUCGUCACAAUGCUACUGACAAAUGGCACGCCUAUUCUGGUCACGCUAGUGGCGUUUGGUACCUACACUCCCCUGACCGGUUUGCCUCUGACCCCGGACAUGACCUUCUCUUCGCUGGCCCUCUUCAACCAGCUCGCCCUGCCGCUGUUCAUUCUCCCUAUGUCUUUAUCCAUGGUUGUCAGUGCCAUCGUCAGCACAAAGCGGUUGCGGAAGUUCCUCUUGGCCCCUGAGGUCGAGGGGAAGGAACCAGGAGAAAUGGGCGAGGGACAAAAACCGAGCAAGGAUGCUGUGGUGAAGUUUCGUAAGCCAGGCGAGGUGGCGAUCAGCACGACAUUCAGCAAGUAUAUUACCAUUGGGAUCCAGACGGAUGACGACACAGAGCCUAUCAACAAUGGGGACGUUAUCAUCGACAGCAACGGCAACGCGGGGAAGACGGGGGCGGUGAACGGUGGGUUUACCGCACCAGAUGAGGGUAACUAA
Acanthaster planci (crown-of-thorns starfish) is the source of this 716-nucleotide messenger RNA. Its product is annotated as ATP-binding cassette sub-family C member 9-like. Gene Ontology annotation, molecular function: ATP hydrolysis activity; sulfonylurea receptor activity; ABC-type transporter activity. The record is from RefSeq and is a predicted model, not a curated record. NCBI's taxonomy places the organism in Eukaryota, Metazoa, Echinodermata, Asteroidea, Valvatida, Acanthasteridae. Gene Ontology annotation, cellular component: membrane. Gene Ontology annotation, biological process: transmembrane transport; potassium ion transport.